AUGAUCAGCGACAUCCGCCUCCGCGACCUCCCAACGUUCAUCCGCACCACGGACGCUGACGACACAAUGCUCACCAUCAACAUCAAGCGGUGCGAGCUGGACGCGCCCGCCGCCGACGGCAUCCUCCUCAACACCUUCGACGACCUCGAGCGCGUCGCGUUGGAUGCCAUCCGCGCGCGCCUGCCAAACACCUUCACCAUCGGCCCUCUAGGCCCGGAGGUGUCGCCGCCGUCUUACCUCCCGUCGAUCACCUCGAGCCUGUGGAAGGAGGACGACCGAUGCGUCGCGUGGCUGGACGCGCAGCCGGCGGACGGCUCCGUGGUGUACGUCAACUUCGGGAGCAUCACCGUGGUGACGAGGGAGCAGAUGGUGGAGUUCGCGCGCGGGCUAGCAGCCGCCGGCAGCCCGUUCCUGUGGGUCGUCCGCCCCGACAUGGUUCGGGACGGCGUCGACAUGUUGCCGGUGCCGGAGGGGUUCGCGGAGGAGGUUGCGGGGCGGGGGCUGAUGGUGGGGUGGUGCGACCAGGAGGCGGUGCUGGGCCACCGCGCGACGGGUGGGUUCCUGAGCCACUGCGGUUGGAACUCGACGGUGGAGAGCCUGCGCGCCGGCGUGCCGAUGCUGUGCUGGCCCUUCUUCUCGGAGCAGGUGACCAACUGCCGGUACGCGUGCGACGAGUGGGGUGUGGGCGUCCAGUUGUCGCGAGAAGCCGGCCAGGCAGAGGUGGAGGCCGCCUUGAGGGAGCUGAUGGGCGACGGGGAGAAGGCGGCGGCAAUGAGGAGGAAAGCGGCGGAGUGGAAGGAGAAGGCCGCGAGCGCGGUCGCGGCAGGCGGGUCGUCGCAACGAAACCUCGACAGGUUCGUCGACGAGGUCUUGCGCGCGCAUAGUUCUAGCUAG
Lolium perenne is the source of this 894-nucleotide messenger RNA. RefSeq names its product UDP-glycosyltransferase 85A8-like. Gene Ontology annotation, molecular function: quercetin 7-O-glucosyltransferase activity; quercetin 3-O-glucosyltransferase activity. The record is from RefSeq and is a predicted model, not a curated record. Lineage: Eukaryota; Viridiplantae; Streptophyta; Magnoliopsida; Poales; Poaceae.